Paramacrobiotus metropolitanus is the source of this 1774-nucleotide messenger RNA. RefSeq names its product neprilysin-2-like. Gene Ontology annotation, cellular component: plasma membrane. The transcript is spliced from 8 exons. The record is from RefSeq and is a predicted model, not a curated record. Gene Ontology annotation, biological process: protein processing. Bases 167 to 1534 code for a protein of 455 amino acids. Lineage: Eukaryota; Metazoa; Tardigrada; Eutardigrada; Parachela; Macrobiotidae. Gene Ontology annotation, molecular function: metalloendopeptidase activity.
AGCUCUGCGGGUUUUGAGAGUGCAAAAUAUGUAAAAAUAAUCCGGUUUACUUGAUUUUAUACAAAUUUUUGUUUCGUUGCUGUAGUUUGUGAAUAAUUUUUAGAGAAUAUUACUGAAAUUUGUUUGUUUCGGAAGAUUUUUGACUGACAGAGUUGGUUGGUACGCGAUGAUACUUUUGGGUGUGGUAGGAUUUUUGGUCGCAACUGCUAAUGUAGUGCAAGCUACGGGGCGGCAGCAGUUGUCAACACCCGUUUGCACGUCGGAUCUUUGUCAUCAAGUUGCCCGUGAAAUCGUAUCCAAACUGGAUGAAACCGUUGAUCCAUGCCUGGAUUUUUACGCCUAUGCAUGCAACCGUUCGAAUAGCAGCAGCGGUUUGUGGAGCGAGGUGCUCCGUCUCAAGAUUUCCGAGCAGCUGAAGAAGCUAUUCGACAGUGGAAAUUUCACCAAUCGCAUGGAGAAGAAAGCAAUGGACAUAUACAAUCAAUGCAUUAACGAGACGAAAGCCGGGCCAUUCGACGUCCAGACCAUUCGCAGGCUUGUGCGUGCUGUUGAUGGCUUCUUUAGUGGAUGGUCGCUACUGAAAAGCAAUCCCAAUGUGUCCGCCUUUCGCCUAAACGACGUUCUUCUCCAUCUGCAGCAGAACGACAUUCAGACCAUCAUCCGUCUGUCCGUAGAAAUAAACGAUUUUUCCAGCGAUCAGAAUAUCCUCUUCUUUAGGAUGCCUGAGCGCCUUUAUGAGCGGAGGGGACUUUGUGGCCGUAACCCCAGUCCAUGCAAUGCAACUGGGCAGCUGAUGACCAUAUGGAAGUUGAUUGUCCAGGGUUUGAUAAAAGUGACGAAUGCAAGUGUCCAGUGGUCAACGGUUGAGAAGCGGCUGGAAAAAGUUCUGUUGUUGGAUUUUAUGAUGGCAACGGUGCCAAACGCAACGGCGAACGUUCUAAAUCGUUUAACGUUUGGUGAUCUCAGUAAACCACCAUUCCGUUCGCGAUUCCUGUCGAGCUUAUUGCCGCUGUUCAAUGCCAUAUUAACAGCUUCUUCGGUGAAAUUCCAAGCCACCACCGCUACACAGAUUGGGAACGUUUUUCCGGAGUAUCUCCUCAAGCUGGAUCAGACGAUGGCACAGUUGGAAUCAGACGGUGAUACGGGCCUUGCGACACUAGCUGAUUGGUUCUGGUGGACUGCGCUCUAUCACCAUUACCUUGCAUAUAUAGAGGCGCGCAACUGCGUGCAGCUGGUGAAAACAGCCAUGCCGUUGACUGUUUCGGGAAUGUUCUUCAAUGCAUACAUAACGAACAAAGCUGUUCGAAAGGCAAAAGAGCUGGCAUUCGAAAUACUCAACGGAAUACGCACAGUCCUGCUGAAAACAGCCUGGAUGGACCGGGAAACAAAAGAAACCGCCAAGAACAGACUAAACAACACAUUGUUGAAAAUUGGUUAUCCCGAAGAGCUUUUAGAAAAAUGGACUCUGGUCGAUGACCUCUACGAAAAGGGUUCAAGUGGGAAUGUCAAUAUACGAGACAAUGCGCACCAUUGAUCAAAGCAACAGCUGGAUCAACCUCCAAGAACUCACCCACACUAGAGCUCGCAGCGAUUCCUUUUGCCCGGCCGACCUUACGAAAGUAUUCGCCGAGACGAACUCGGAAAGCAGUUAUAUUGUAAUUCCGGAAUCACUGUUACAGCCACCAAUGUUCUACGCAAGUAAAUUGGAUAUUUUUAAUUACGCUCGUUUGGGUUUUGCCAUUGGCCACGAAUUCACCCACGUUUUGGAUAUCGG